Messenger RNA from Perca flavescens (yellow perch), 3306 nucleotides. RefSeq names its product aminopeptidase N. Gene Ontology annotation, biological process: peptide catabolic process; proteolysis. Gene Ontology annotation, cellular component: plasma membrane; cytoplasm. Gene Ontology annotation, molecular function: peptide binding; metalloaminopeptidase activity; zinc ion binding. The record is from RefSeq and is a predicted model, not a curated record. The transcript is spliced from 23 exons. Lineage: Eukaryota; Metazoa; Chordata; Actinopteri; Perciformes; Percidae. Bases 49 to 2748 code for a protein of 899 amino acids.
CUAACCUAAGAGUAUUUUUUAACCCAUGACGACAAUCUUUAUUGGAAAAUGCUCAUCUAUCGUCUCUCCAAUGCUUUGGUCCCCGACUACUACAACAUCACCCUGUGGCCUCGUCUCAGCUGUGACCCAAACACUGGCCUCUACAUUUUUACAGGCCAAUGCACUAUGGAGUUUGAGUGUGUGAAAGAAACAAAUCUGAUCCUAAUCCACUCCAACAAACUCAAUUACACCAAGCUGGACAACAUGCACAUUGCCAGGCUCAUCGCUUCAGGCGGUGGGUCUGCUCCCAGUAUUAAGUCUACCUGGCUGCAGCCUGAGACCCAGUAUCUGGUUAUCCAGCUGAAUAGUAAAUUAACUCAGAAACACAAGUACCAGCUGUACACUAAUUUCACUGGAGAACUAGCUGAUGACUUGGCUGGCUUUUACAGGAGUGAAUAUGAAGAAGAUGGAAUCCGAAAGAUUGUUGCCACUUCUCAGAUGCAUCCAACUCAUGCAAGAAAGACCUUUCCCUGUUUUGAUGAACCAGCAAUGAAAGCUGUUUUUUAUAUAACUCUAAUCCACCCCCCUGGAACUGUAGCCCUGUCCAAUGGCAUGGAAGGAGAUAUUGUUAACACCACUAUUGAUGGAGUAGCUGUGACAAAGACCAAGUUUGAGCCCACCAAGAAAAUGUCCACCUAUCUACUGGCCAUUGUCGUCUCUGACUACUCACACCUCAGUGCUACACAAGGAGAAACUCUGAUCCGUAUCUGGGCUCGCAGGAAAGCCAUUGAGCAAAGACAGGCAAACUAUGCCCUCAAUGUGACUGGACCCAUACUGGACUUCUUCCAGUUGUACUAUGACAUCUCCUACCCUCUGAACAAGUCAGAUCAAAUCGCUCUGCCAGACUUCUAUUUUGGUGCAAUGGAGAACUGGGGUUUGGUGACAUACAGAGAAACCAACCUUCUCUAUGACCCUGUGACCUCCUCCAACAGAAAUAAGGAGACCACUGCCACCAUCAUUGCUCAUGAACUAGCACACAUGUGGUUUGGUAACCUGGUGACUCUGCGCUGGUGGAAUGAGGUCUGGCUGAACGAGGGCUUUGCUUCAUAUGUGUCUUACCUAGGAGCAGACCACGCUGAGCCUGCAUGGAACUUGAAAGACUUGAUAAUACUUGAUGACGUCCACAGGGUGUUUGCAGUCGAUGCCUUGACCUCCUCUCAUCCUCUGUCUUCUAAAGAAGACAGUAUUAUCCUACCAAGCCAGAUCAGUGAGCAGUUUGAUGCCAUAUCUUACAGCAAGGGUGCAGCAGUGUUGAGGAUGCUGUCCGAUUUCCUCUCAGAACAAGUCUUUGUCAAGGGACUUAAUAGUUACCUCAAACACUUUGCCUACAGUAACACAGUAGGAGAUGACUUGUGGCACCAUCUACAAAUGGCGGUGAAAGCCAAUAAUGUUUCACUUCCUUGUCCAGUACGUGAAAUCAUGAACCGCUGGGUGCUCCAGAUGGGCUUCCCCGUGGUUACCAUAGACACUACCACAGGAACGGUAUCCCAGAAGCACUUUCUGCUGGAUCCAGAGUCUUCUGUCACAGUCGAAUCACCUUACAACUAUGAGUGGCUGAUUCCUGUUAGGUGGAUGAAGAGCGGUGAAGUCCAGAGAAAUAUCUUGUGGCUGAUGGAAAAAGAAGCGGUAAACUUGGAGAUGAGGAGUGGUGGUUUGUGGGUUCUGGCCAACGUCAAUAUAACUGGAUAUUACCGGGUAAACUAUGACCAUGGAAAUUGGGAAAGACUCUUCGCUCAGCUUAAUUCAGAGCACCAGGUUAUACCAGUGAUAAACAGAGCCCAGCUUGUGGAUGAUGCUUUCAAUUUAGCCAGAGCUCAGAUGGUCUCCACUCCUCUUGCUCUGAACACAACCCUCUAUCUGUCUGGGGAGACAGAAUACAUUCCCUGGCAGUCUGCUCUGGAUAAUCUGGACUAUUAUUACCUAAUGCUGGACCGUACUGAAGUCUAUCAACCUAUGCAGGACUACAUAAAAAAGCUAGUGACUCCACUCUUCCUGUACUUCAAAAACAUGACAUCCGACUGGACCCAUGUUCCUGACAGACACACUGACCAAUAUAACCAGGUGAACGCCAUCCGUAUGGCCUGCAAGACUGGAGUAACAGAAUGCCAGAAACUGACCACCAAAUGGUUCAAACAAUGGAUGGAGACCCCUCAACACAAUUUGAUUGAACCCAACCUGCGUUCAGCAGUGUACUGCAGUGCCAUGGCAGCAGGUGAUGAGGAAGAGUGGAUGUUUGGCUGGUUACAGUUCAAAAACGCUACUGUAGCCAGCGAGGCCAGCAAACUCAUGUCGGCACUGGCCUGUACCAGCAACACACAACUUCUGGAAAGGUAUCUGUCCUAUACCUUAAACUCCACUAUGAUCCGUAAGCAGGACGCUACUUCCGUCAUCACAUCUGUCGCCAGCAACAGCUUGGGACAGAGUCUGGCAUGGGACUUUGUCAGGGAACAGUGGGAAUACAUGUUCACACAAUAUGGCGUUGGCUCUUUCUCCUUUGCCUCUAUGAUAAGUGGGGUCACUGCAAGGUUCUCUACACCUGCUGAACUACAACAGCUGGUGGAGUUUGAGGAGAAGCACAGAGCAGCAGGGUUUGGAUCUGCCACACUGGCUGUGGAGCAAGCCUUGGAGAGGACCAGGGCUAACAUCAACUGGCUGCAAAAGAACAAACAGGAGAUCUUGGACUGGUUCAACAGUCAGACUAGACAUUAGAUUCACUAAAAACACUGGCAUAGCCAAAACGCUGUGGAGCUGUGUCUCAUCUCCCAUAUAAAAAGUGUUUUUAUGUUGUUUUUUUCCUGAACAAAAAAAAACAAAUACUACAGAGAAACCAGUUUAGAGGAAUUAUGUAAGAAAGACAUACAAAAAUAAAAAACAGUAGUAGUUAAGCAGCUACAUUUAUAUAGUAUAGUCAGAUGUGACAAAAUUUGGACUAACCUGGUUUGUAUGAGGAAGUAAAAAAACUGCUAUAACCAUGCCACUUGAAAACUCACAAUAACGUUCUGCCAUGCAGUGUAUGUAAGAUUUUCAUUUUUUAAACACUUGUGUGCAACGUUUGCCAUGACAUCCUGUAGAACCUGCUUUAUUUUAAAAUGUACAGUGAUUGAAAUGCCAUUUUACCAAUUGUUAAAAUGUGACAUUUUUUUAACCAAACCAAUUUGUUCUGUGUUCCUGGUCUUUUGUUAUCCUCAGUAUCUUUGGAAAUAUUUUGCCUGUUUCUUCAGGAAUCUUUUUGUUGUAGCCUUUGCUUUAUUAAAUCUUUGAACUCUG